GCAUCAAGUAAAACAAUUGACAUACUCACAUCCAAGGAAAAAUAAUCAAAAGCUUUAUACAAGCUUCUUCAUGGCGAUGUCAGGAACAUAUGUGAAAGAGGUUCCUCUUAAAGGGUCGGCGAAGAAUCACUACAAGAGGUGGAGGAGCGAAAACCACCUCUUCCCCGACGCCGUCGGCCAUCACAUCCAAGGUGUCAAGGUCCACGAAGGAGACUGGGACUCCCACGGUGCCAUCAAGUCCUGGAACUAUACAUGCGAUGGGAAGCAAGAGGUUUUCAAGGAGAAGAGAGAGUUAGACGACGACAAGAUGGCAGUGACUUUUAGAGGGCUUGAGGGUCACGUGAUGGAGCAGCUUAAGGUGUAUGACGUCAUCUUCCAGUUCAUCCCCAAGACUCAGCAAGGCUGCGUCUGCAAAGUCACUAUGAUGUGGGAAAAGCGCUACGAAGACUCUCCAGAGCCCAUCAACUACAUGAAGUUCGUCACGAACAUGGCUGCUGACAUGGACGACCACAUUCUCAAGGACCAGAAGAAGGUUUAA
Messenger RNA from Eruca vesicaria subsp. sativa (arugula), 538 nucleotides. The record is from the annotation of a GenBank genome assembly. Lineage: Eukaryota; Viridiplantae; Streptophyta; Magnoliopsida; Brassicales; Brassicaceae.